AUGAUUCACUGGAAUUUCACUCAUAUCUUCACAUUACUUUCUGUUCUUACAUUUUCUGAAAUUAUUUUCAUAGAAUCAUAUUUUCCUAAUGCAUUUCAUAAAACAUAUAAACCAUUAGAAAUUAUAUCAAUGGCAAUGGAAAAUGAAAUGUGUGAACAUCAUUGUCCAUUUCAUCCUGCAAUUUGUUAUUUAUUAGGAUAUCUAGAUACAAUAGUUGAUAAUUAUUGGAUUACAAUUAUUUGUUUAACACUAAUAGGAAAAAUAUUAAAUCAAUUACCUCAAGACAAAUUCAUUAUUUGGGUUGUUAUUCAUAUUAUUUCAUUAAUCAUUUUUGGGAUUGUUAUAUUUUCAUUAUUUAAUGUUGCAUUAACAACACAAUGGAUUUGUAAUAUAGUACAAUAUGUAAUGAAACAAAUUUUUAUUAAUGGGAAAAGUAAUUAUUUAUUUUGGAAUAAAAUAAUAGAAGGAUUUAAUGAAAGUUUAAUUAAAUCAAAAUUUGAAGGUAUUUUUGAUUUUUUUUAUGAUGUGAUAACUGUUGUUGGUUUAGACAAACCAAUUAUUUAUAUUAUUUGUGGGUUAUCAAUGUUAUUUAGAAGGUCAUAUACAUUUACAAAACAAAUUAUAUUACCUAUUAUUAUUUUUAUAGUAUCAUGUACUACUUUCUCUUAUUUAUUGACUAAUGGUUUCUUGUAUGCUUUAUUUGUUAGUUUGAUUACAUUUGUAUUGUUAUCAAUAUUUGUUAGAAUAUUUUUAUUGUCAGCACUAUAUUUCUUUUUCCCUUUAUUUAUGUAUUCUGCAUUUAGUACAUCAUGUAGAGUUAUUCCAAUUCUUGAGUUAUUUAAUGUAAAUUAUGACUUGAUUAAUAUUGUUACUUUAUUAGUUUUUAUAUGGUUAAUGACUUGGAUGUAUUGUUGGGCAAAUUCAAGAGUAAAUUUAACUUCAGUUGUUGUAAUUUUUAUAGGGAUAUCAAGAAUGUUUGAUUGUUCAAUAGAAUAUUUAGUAUUUUUAUUUAUGCUUACAGAGUUAUUCACCCAUCAAAUUAACGCUUCAAUUUGA
Molecule: messenger RNA, 1056 nt
Organism: Entamoeba histolytica HM-1:IMSS
Lineage: Eukaryota; Evosea; Mastigamoebida; Endamoebidae
Exons: 1
Coding region: 1-1056 (351 amino acids)
Source: RefSeq, a predicted model, not a curated record